AUGACGUUGAGGAAAGUGAACAUUUCCAUCCUUAUUGUGGCUGUUGUCAUAUUUUUACUAGUUCUUCAUCACAACUUCCUAGGCCUCAGUGACUUGUUGAGACGGGAAUUGUCAGAUUCAAAUCCAUUAGGACUUCAGCCUAUAGAUUUCAUACCUGCAGUUCCCCAGAGGCUGGCAGCUGAAAGGAGUGAUAAGGAGAUUUCUGUGGUCAUUACAGCAUCAGAUGAGAGGCUUGGGGGUGCAAUAGCAGCCAUGAACAGUAUUUCCCGUCACACCAGAUCCAACGUGGUUUUCUAUAUUGUUACACUAAACAAUACUGUGGAUCACCUGAGGCUGUGGCUACGUAACACUGCUCUGAAAAAUUUGAGAUACCGCAUUUUGGAUUUUGACCCUCGUGUCUUAGAAGGGAAGGUACAAGUGGAUCCUCAAAAGGCGGACUCCUUAAAACCAUUAACCUUUGCAAGAUUCUACUUGCCCAGUUUGGUACCUCAUGCAGAGAAGGCCAUCUAUGUGGAUGAUGAUAUAAUAGUGCAAGAUGAUAUCCUUGAACUUUACAACACUCCAUUGAAACCUGGACAUGCAGCUGCAUUUUCAGAUGAUUGUGACUCAACCACUAAUAAAGUUGCUGUCCGUGGAGCAGGCAAUCAAUAUAACUACAUUGGAUUUCUAGAUUACAAGAAAGAAACCAUCCGGAAGCUUGCCAUGAAAGCCAGCACCUGCUCUUUCAAUCCAGGAGUUUUUGUUGCCAAUUUGACGGAAUGGAAACUGCAGAACAUCACUAAGCAGUUGGAGAAGUGGAUGGCACUUGAUGUAGCAGAGGAACUUUACAGUAGGACUCUGGCUGGCAGCAUCACGACACCUCCACUGCUCAUUGUAUUUUACAAGCAACAUUCUAGUAUUGAUCCCAUGUGGAACGUUCGGCAUCUUGGGUCUAGUGCUGGAAAAAGGUACUCUCCUCAGUUUGUGAAAGCUGCCAAGCUACUCCAUUGGAAUGGACAUUUCAAACCCUGGGGCAGAACAGCUUCAUAUGCUGAAGUCUGGGAGAAGUGGUAUGUUCCUGACCCCACAGGCAAGUUCAGCCUGAUCCGCAGACAUUUGGAAGCUUAUGAAGCCAAGUAGAAUCAAUUUUCAUAACCGAUGGCG
Apaloderma vittatum (bar-tailed trogon) is the source of this 1143-nucleotide messenger RNA. RefSeq names its product glycosyltransferase 8 domain containing 1 (gene GLT8D1). Gene Ontology annotation, cellular component: Golgi apparatus. Lineage: Eukaryota; Metazoa; Chordata; Aves; Trogoniformes; Trogonidae. Gene Ontology annotation, molecular function: glycosyltransferase activity. The coding region runs from base 1 to 1119 and encodes 372 amino acids. The record is from RefSeq and is a predicted model, not a curated record. The transcript is spliced from 9 exons.